AUGGAGAUUUUGGAACAAGGAAUUUCCCGGGUUCGUUGCGAUCGUCGGCUUUUCCUCGGUAUGACUGCUGUCUUCGUUGCACUGAUUCUGUCGACGCUUUUUGUUGAACAAUAUCUCCCUAGCAUCCGAUAUUUGACAGCGAUAUUUCGAUUUUUGGUGGCACUAAUAAUCGCAUUUUGUCUUUGGCACGGUUUAAUCGGUCUUACAAUGGAAAUGAAAGCUUUAAAAGCAUCGAAAGCAUCGAUUGGAAUGCUUCUCAACGACUGA
Molecule: messenger RNA, 267 nt
Organism: Gongylonema pulchrum
Lineage: Eukaryota; Metazoa; Nematoda; Chromadorea; Rhabditida; Gongylonematidae
Source: the annotation of a GenBank genome assembly